Messenger RNA from Trichosporon asahii var. asahii CBS 2479, 1860 nucleotides. RefSeq lists its product as uncharacterized. The record is from RefSeq and is a predicted model, not a curated record. NCBI's taxonomy places the organism in Eukaryota, Fungi, Basidiomycota, Tremellomycetes, Trichosporonales, Trichosporonaceae. The transcript has a single exon. The coding region runs from base 1 to 1860 and encodes 619 amino acids.
AUGGUCGACUACAACACCGAGACCAUCACUCCCUUCCCGCCUCUCCCGACAGCCUGGGACGAGUAUUUCCCGAACAUUCGCAUCGGCUACCCCGCCCACCUCGCUCAGGCCGAGGAUGAGUCUCACAUCGAGCGCAGAGGUAAGACAAGCAUCCGCGUGCUCCGCGUGCAUUUAAGCCCGGCCCGAACCCCGCGCGUUACACAAUUUUCCGGACCACCGCUAACGCUCGCAGCUCUGACCUGCUCCUCUGGCGCGACUAGCCUGUACAAGUAUCCCGCGGCGCGUGAUGUCGUAAACGCAACCGAUCCCGUCAACUUUCAGUGGGACACCUCGUGCAAGGUCGGCAGCGUCGAGAAGAUUGACCUGUACCUGUACAUGCCGUCGGCUGAGAACGCCCUGCUGCAUGCCUGGUCGGGCAUCCCCUUCGCCGACGGCCAGUAUGCGGCGCAGCUCUCGCCGUACUGGUGGAACCUGACGAAGACGGCCGACCUCUACGUCAACAUCAUGAAGCACCAGGGCCAGGUCUGGGAGAACACCUGGUCCCGCGGACCGUCUUUCUCGGUCAUCUGGGAGCCUAGCAUGACCUCGACCCUGUCGCUGCCGACGGGCACGGGAGUCGUGCAGGCGGUCGACGGCAACGUCUCGGGCAAGAAGGUUUCGAAGGGUGUCAUCGCUGUCUCGGUCAUCAUCCCCAUCGUUGUCAUCGCCAUUGCCGGUGGUGUCGCGUACUGGUUCUUCCGCGUGCGCGAGAAGGAGAAGCUGAAGCGCUGGUCUCAGGCCCUGUCGCAGCAUUCGGCCAUGGAGUGGGAGAAGGGUGCGCUGCCGGGCGAGCGCCUCAGCGCGUACGGUCGCCCGUCGUCGAGCUACCAGCGCUCGCGCCCGAGCACUGGCUACGGCCGUCCCUCGACUGGCUACGGACGGCCAUCCUCGAGCGUCAUGCUGGACAACAUGGCCGGAGCGGGCGCUUACGGAAACGCCCGUUUCCCGGGGAACAGCACGGAGAACCUGGACGCGGACGGCAACAUUCGCUCCUCGGUCGUCAUGCCGGACGGCUACGUGCGCCAGUCGCGUAUCUCGUUCGCGGACCAGGCGCGGCCACGGCUGUCGUCGUCCAACGACGCCUCGCGCCCGCACAUCAGCAGCGGUCUGCACACUGCUGCCGUGUACAACUCUGGCUCGGCGAUUGACGACGAGGAGGUGUCCCCGACGCAGGUCGACGGGCCAUCCCCCUUCGGCGACUCGGAGAUGCUGACUGCGGGCCAGAACCACACGGGUCUCGUGGACCGCAAGCUCUCGCCAGCCUACAAGACGGCGGACCUGCCCGCCGUCCCUCCCGCGGCCGCGAUGCGCACGGACAGCGACGACCUCCGCAACAUGCCUGCGCUGCAGUACGCAACUUCCGCGGACGACUUCAGCGCGCCCCCGCCUCAGCUCGAGGACCCCUCGCGCUCGCUGUCGCCCGAUGCCAACUCCUCCGCCCACGGCCACAGCACAGUGCAGUACGGCCCGGACCAGAUGCUGGCCGUGUACGCGGCGCGCGGCAAGGCCUCGUCGCCGGAACCGAGCAACCCGCCCCCCGUGGCGAAGAGCGGCAUCCGCCGCCUCCUGACGCGCAAGGAGAGCGGGCGCGCCAGCGGGCGCGCGACCCCGACCGGCCGGCAGACGCCCAGCGGCCGUCAAACGCCCGCAGGCGACGCGCGUGGCGAGUCCCCCGAGCCCGUGUCUAUGCGCUCUUACGUGCACCUUAACAAUGGCACGGCGAGCAGCCAGGUCGUCGACGCGCUCCCGCCCCCGGGUCCCCCGGGAGCUGGACGGAGCCAGAGCCAGCAGGGACACGGAUCCCAGCUCGGCCACGAGUAA